Messenger RNA from Carassius gibelio (silver crucian carp), 2066 nucleotides. RefSeq lists its product as uncharacterized. NCBI's taxonomy places the organism in Eukaryota, Metazoa, Chordata, Actinopteri, Cypriniformes, Cyprinidae. The record is from RefSeq and is a predicted model, not a curated record. The transcript has 4 exons. Gene Ontology annotation, biological process: protein ubiquitination. Gene Ontology annotation, molecular function: ubiquitin protein ligase activity. The coding region runs from base 586 to 1155 and encodes 189 amino acids.
AAUCUUGAUAACUAUUCUAAUACAACUUUAGUUUUUCUUCUUACCUCAUUAUCAAAAGUUCCUUGCUUAAAGUCUAAACAAUUUAGACAGGUAUAUAGAAAAAGAGAUGUAUUUUCUGAAACAACAUAUUCUUAUGCACUAUUGCUUCUUGUACAUUGGUUUUUAGAUGUUUUUAGUGAAUAAAAAUAAUAAUUAAUUGAGUGAUUUUUGCAGUGUGUUGGUUAACAUGAUAUAGAAAGGACACACUGUUCAAAUGGUUUGACACUGAGUCAAGUUACAGUUUGACUAAGGAUGUUUUUCAUAUAAUCUUUCACCUGACCAUCGCUAACAAGACAGCAAAAUUAACUAAACAUAAUAUUAUGUAAGAUUAGUCUUUGUACUGGAAUACUAUAUAAACUGUUGUAUUGGUGAAGUGAAAUGUUAGAUGUUCUCAUGGCUGCAGAAACCAAAGAUCUUGUCAUUCUUUCAUGCAGUAUUGUUUUGUCUGCAUUAGUACUCAGAAAGGGGUCAGAGGUCAACACUCAGAGGUCGUAUUCAAGACUAACAGGUGGUCUGCAGCAUUAGAGUAGAAUACUGUUAGGAUGAAUGAGUACACUAAACAAUUUCCAGAAGACUGAACGCCGCCACCAUCAUCAGAUCAAACAUCAGUUCCAGUGUUCAGCCAUGGUGCUGUUUGAGGAUCAGGAAUGUGGGGUCUGUUACCUGCGUUACUCCCGCAUCGACCGCGUUCCCAGAACUCUCCACUGCAACCACACAUUCUGCACCCCCUGUCUGGAGACAAUGGGGCUGCAUUCCAGCGGCCUGCGCACCAUUCGCUGUCCCCUCUGUCGCCAGGUGACUUGUUUGGACCGUGGCAUCAGCUUGCAGGAGGCUCUUUUUGUCAAUAGCCAAGUGUGGGACAACAUUUGUGAUGAGCAAGAGGAAGAAGAGGAUGAGAGACAGCAGGAAAAAGAGGAAGAGGGGGGAAACGCUGAUAUGCAGGUGCUGUCCUCAUCACAAGCUGAAUGUCCAGUGCGAAAACAAUACAGACCCAAACUCCGACUCCCGUCUUUCCUGAAGAGAAUGAGUUUCUCCAGGCAACCUGAAGAGAGGAUUGUUCCCACCUGCAAUGUAGAAAUGAUGUCAUGGAGAAGGAUUUCAUCAGAAGAGAUUUAAUGAAAAGUGCGACAGACACCAUAAGCAAAGGAUUAGCAAUACAAACAAUAGACUUUCACCAUCUGCUUUGCUUCUGUCAUAUGCGAAUUACGCCUGGCAUACUGAAAAAGCGGGAGCAACAGUCAGUCCUGGACAAGGUUGUUUAAACAACUCCGAACCCCUCCAUGUGCUUCAGCGACUGCAUUUUCCACUUGAAUAGCCACAAGUCCGAAUCCUGCUCCUCCAUCUGAGGGGAACUUCUCAUUAGAUAUUCCACCCUUAAUCCAUCCCAGCUGCUGAGGCCGGAUUUGUUUCAGCUGUCCCGAGAGACAGAGGGUCCCAGAUGCGAAACAAGACUUUCAGAGCAGAUGGCAAUCUUGGAAAGAUUCGAUUCACCCCUACUUCUCAAAUGGACGCUUUUAAGUUAUUUUAAGCUUUGUUAUUUAUAUAACUUAUAAAUUAUUGUAAUUUAAAAAUUCUGAUAGCUUGAGUCUUUUUAUAAAGCACAUCCUGACAUCAUGUUUUACAAGACUAUCUAGAGCAGAGGGGGUUCACACUUUUUUGAUACAAGGACCCCAAAUAUGACAUUCCCCUUGUGAGGGACCUCUAUUUACAAAGAAAAACAAAUAAUACACUUUUUUUUUUUUGGAUAUAUCGUCAUUGUACUUUAAAAAUAAUAAAAUAAAUGCAAUACCAUGACUUUUACUAGUCUUUUAUAGACAAAGGAAAGAUUAUAUCAAAUGAAAUGUUGAAAUUGUUACAAAUGUAUGCCAAAUUAAAACCAUAAGUAUAUUCCAUACUGCUGGCAUAUUCACAGUUGUGAGUCUGCAGCUGACCAAAAAAAAAAAAAAAAAAACACAAAGAAUGGAAUCACUCAGCCGUGUCAAUGGAUUAUACAUGCUUUUCAUUAAACAUAUGUCAUCUUUUAUGGA